CCAAGACCUGGACGAAGCAGGACGUUCGUCACUUACUAACCACCAGCUGGAGACUUGAGGCGACCGCUUUUUGGGUUGCUUUCGCGAUCGUUAACGUUUAAGGGCGUUUCGGGGCAGCCGUAAAUUCGUGUGGUGUCCAGCGUUUUCAGUUAAGCGGGAAGUAGAAUCGUAAAAGUACUAUAUUUUACAGUGCAUUUAACUGACGGGCCGUGGACAUACUAAACGUACUUCCCCGUCGCAGCCAGAGCCAAAUCAAGGUGUCCCCGGGGAGUGCGCACGUGACUUUGCAGGCUUUGCAUAAUCGCUGCCACCAGCAGCUUAAGCAUUGGUUGGACAACAAACGAAUUAUAUCCCAGUGGCAUCCGGUAGCGGGAAACAAAACACGGUGUUACAUAUUUCUGUGUGCGCGGUGUCCGUUGUGGAUUGGUUUUUUUUUUGCUAGUUACUUGAAACAGUGUUUACAUGUCGUUACAAGUGUCGUGUCGCUAGACUUUCAACGUACUUUGUGCGUGUGUGUGUUUAACUGAAGACAAAAAAGGUGCAUUUAUUGCUAACGAACGUUUAAUGUAAGGCAAGUCUAUUUUGAACAACAUUCACACGAUCGUCUGAGUUUGUUGAUAAAGAUGGCACGCAGCUUUAUGGACCUGAUCUGGGACUACGCGGUGUUCGUGGUGUUUAUCAUCUUCUCCACUCUGUACCCGCUGUGGGGCCGGUUUUUCGGCAAAAAGGAGAAAACCAAGGCGGACUAUGUGUUCGGACUCGGGACGAUAUCGAUGGGUGCGAUGAUGCUGUCGAUCGCCCGCGGCACGCUGGGUGUACGGUCGGUGCUGGGCUACCCGAGCGAGCUGUUCUACCGCGGGUCGGCCAUGUGGGAAACGCUGUACGGCAUGGUGACCGCCUACCCGCUGGUGUGCUUCAUCUUCAUCCCGGUGUACUUCAAUCUGGGCGUCACGUCCGUCUACCAGUAUCUGGAUCUGCGCUUCAACAGCCGGCUGGUGCGCUGUCUCGCGUCCGGUACGUACAUCGUGCGCUCGCUGCUGAACCUGGGCGUCACGGUGUACACGCCGACGGUGGCCAUGAACACGGUGAUUGGGAUUCCCUACUGGGCGUCUCUGAUUGGCAUUUCGGCCAUCAGCAUUGGGUUCAAUCUGCUCGGCGGGCUGAAGGCGGCCAUCACGGCAGACGUCAUCCAGAGCGUGACGAUGAUCCUGAUCUCGGUGGGCAUUAUCAUCCAGUCGAUGGUGACGGUGGGCGGGUUCGGGGAGAUUUUCACCAUUCCAGCCAAUGAUGGUCGUUUGAGCUUUUUCAACUUUACCGGCGAUGCGACGGUGCGCGUCGAUACGACGUCCGCCUGGCUCGGGCAGCUGUUCAUGUCGCUGAGCAUCUUCGGCUGCCAGCAGAACUUUGUGCAGCGCUACCUGAGCAUGGGCACGUUCAAGGAGGUGCGGCGCACGCUGAUGAGCAACAUCCCGGUGGUGAUUGCGCUGUUCUGUCUCGCGUGGAUCGUCGGCAUGGGCGUGUACGCGGUGUACGCCGUGUGCGAUCCGAUGAAGGCCGGCUACACCAACAAGAUGGACGAGAUCCUGCCGUUCUUCGUGGAGGACAAGUUCGCCUACCUGCCCGGUGUGCUCGGUAUCUUCAUGGCUUCCCUGUUUAACGGGGCGCUCAGCCUGAACGUGUCCAACCUGAACUCGCUCGCCACGGUCACGUGGGAGGACUUCCUGUCGCAUCUGCCCCGGUACAAGGGCAUCAGCGACAAGCAGCAGCUGAACGUGAUCAAGUUCAUCGGCUCGAUCUACGGCGUGAUCGUGAUGGGCGUCGGCUUCUCGGUCGGGCUGCUGUCGGGCGUCAUCGAGAGCAGCAUGCUGAUGACGUCGGCCACCUCGGGCCCGCUGUUGGGAGUGUUUCUGCUCGCGAUGCUGGUCCCGAUCGCCAACUGGAAGGGAGCCGCCUGCGGCAUGAUCGUGUCGCACAUCCUCACGCUGUGGAUAACGUUCGGCAGCUUGACCGUGUCCAAGGAGGUGGUACUGCUACCGACCACUAUUGAGGGUUGCACAAAUGACACCUUCUCUUCGGGCAUCACAAAACCCACCAAAUCCUGGCUGCUGGCAAACACCCCGCUCGAGGUAGAGUCAGAGUUUCCAUACUUUGACACCACGACGCACGCGCCGCUCGAGCGGACGAUCGGUUUCCCGGAAAAUAUCUACUCCGUCUCGUACAUGUACUACAGCCUGAUCGGCACCUUCCUUACCGUGGCGGUCGGUGCGCUGGUGAGCGUGCUGACGUCACACGCGGACGAUGCGUACGACCGCAAGCUGCUGCACCCGUUCGCGUAUUACUGCAGCAAGCUGUUCCCGGGCAAGGAGCGCCGGUACAUCUCCAAUCCCGACAUUCGCCCGAAGGAUGUGGAGUCGGCCGACAGUGGCACCAAGAAGUCGCCCCUCGACGAGCUGGAGCGUGACAACCACGGGUUCGACACGGUCUCGGAGCAGUCCGGUGUGACGGUGGUCAGUGUGGAUCCGCUACCGCCCAAGCUGGACCGGCCCGAGGUGUACCGGAAGACGGCAGACCCCGAAGCUGAUCGCUGAUGUUCGCCCGACCUCGCGGUCCAGCGGUCAACAUAGGCUCCUCGCAAGCAUAGUAAUAUACACCUUUAAAGACUGUGAUAAACUCAGCGAAACUUACCGUUUACGUGCAGCCACCAUACUGUUAGGACCAAUCUAACCACCACGGAGCACGGGCGUUGCGUCUGUUUUGCGUCCCCGAAGAAUUGGGGAUCUGGAUUUGUUUGCUUAUUUUUCUAGCCACUAUGCCACAAUAGUAUUCGACGUGUCCAUUUGUGUGUGAGUUUGCGUGAGAGUAGUACAAGAGAAAAUACAAGUAAAAGCAAGAGAGAGAGAGAGAGAGUGAGGGAGAGAGAGAGAGAGGCGAUGAGAGGGGUCUUUUUUUCUCAGCAUGACGAGUAGCAAUUCAAGUUGAUCGGGUAGGAUCUAAUAGGCAACACACCUUGUUACUCUAAGCAGCGUAAGAUUAAGCAUCGUGCAUCUGCAGCGUUAAGGCGAACACUAGGGAAAAGGGUAUGAACUGGAACUUAUUCGUAUAUUUAAUUGUAAGAAAAGUCGUAUGAAGGCAGACUUUGUAUGAAAAAUGUAAAAAAUAAAUUAUGAGCUAUUAAUUAAACAAA
Anopheles arabiensis is the source of this 3184-nucleotide messenger RNA. RefSeq names its product sodium-coupled monocarboxylate transporter 1. Gene Ontology annotation, biological process: sodium ion transport; transmembrane transport. The transcript has 4 exons. Gene Ontology annotation, molecular function: symporter activity. NCBI's taxonomy places the organism in Eukaryota, Metazoa, Arthropoda, Insecta, Diptera, Culicidae. Bases 624 to 2588 code for a protein of 654 amino acids. Gene Ontology annotation, cellular component: membrane. The record is from RefSeq and is a predicted model, not a curated record.